This is a messenger RNA of Ziziphus jujuba (common jujube), 3683 nucleotides long. Its product is annotated as probable ubiquitin conjugation factor E4. The coding region runs from base 331 to 3447 and encodes 1038 amino acids. Gene Ontology annotation, cellular component: ubiquitin ligase complex; cytoplasm; nucleus. Lineage: Eukaryota; Viridiplantae; Streptophyta; Magnoliopsida; Rosales; Rhamnaceae. The transcript is spliced from 16 exons. Gene Ontology annotation, biological process: protein polyubiquitination. The record is from RefSeq and is a predicted model, not a curated record. Gene Ontology annotation, molecular function: ubiquitin-ubiquitin ligase activity.
AAAAGAAGAGUUUCAGAGUCUCAGAACGACCAAACCUCUAUUUCUUCUAUACUACACAAAACACAGAGAGAUUCGGAAAAACAAUGAUCAGCAUCGAUAUAUCUCUCACUGAACUUUUCUUAACGUAACGUAAUCCAAAUCCCCUUUUUCUGCUUUACUUGUUUACUCUCAAAGUCUUAGUUCAUAAAAUUCCAGAUUCAUCCGGACAUUUUUUUUUUUUAGAUUGGGAAAGAAAAAAAAAUUCAUAUAUAUAUAUAUAUAUAUAUAUAUAGAUAGAUAGAUAAGAGAAAAUUCUCCUCAGCGAGAAAAAAGAAAACGAAAGAAAAAUUUAUGGCGACCCCAAAACCCCAAAGGUCUCUGGAAGAGGUGGAAGAUAUAAUACUCAGGAAGAUAUUUUUGGUAUCGCUCACCGAUUCCUCUGACUCGGAUUCCCGAAUCGUUUACUUGGAAAUGGCUGCGGCUGAGAUUCUCAGCGAAGGUAAGCAAUUGAGGCUUUCCCGGGAUUUGAUGGAAAGGGUUCUAAUUGAUCGGCUUUCCGGGAUUUUCCCAUCUGUCGAACCCCCAUUUCAAUACCUGAUUGGCUGUUACCGACGAGCCCACGAUGAGGGCAAGAAAAUUGCUUCCAUGAAGGAUAAGAACAUCAAGUCUGAGAUGGAAUCUGUGGUCGGGCAGGCGAAGAAGCUCACCGUUUCGUAUUGUAGAAUCCAUUUGGGUAACCCGGAAGUGUUUCCGAGUGGCAAUUCGGGUUUGGGUUCGAACAAACCCGAUGCUUCGCCGCUGUUGCCGUUGAUUUUCUCGAAGGUUGGGAGCGCGGUGGUGGAUGGUUUUGGAGGUAGUAGUAGUGGCGUUCAGUGCCCACCUGGGUUCUUGGAGGAAUUUUUCAAAGACUCCGACUUUGAUAGCUUGGACCCAAUAUUGAAAGGAUUGUAUGAGAACCUUAGGAAGAGCGUGAUUAAUGUUUCGGCUCUCGGGAACUUUCAGCAGCCACUGAGGGCCCUGCUUUUUUUGGUUAGUUUCCCAGUUGGUGCUAAGUCUCUGGUGAAUCAUGCUUGGUGGAUUCCUAAAGGAGUGUAUUUGAAUGGGCGUGUUAUGGAGAUGACGAGCAUUUUGGGUCCUUUCUUUCAUGUUAGUGCUCUGCCUGAUCAUGCUCUUUUCAAGAGCCAUCCCGACGUGGGGGAGCAGUGCUUUUCAGAAGCUUCAAACCGUCGACCAGCUGAUCUGUUAUCGUCAUUUACUACAAUUAAGACAGUGAUGAAUAAUUUAUAUGAUGGCCUAGCUGAGGUUCUUCUCUCACUCCUUAAAAAUACAGAAACCCGUCAGCGUGUACUUGAGUAUCUUGCGGAGGUUAUUAAUAAAAAUUCAUCAAGGGCACAUAUACAGGUGGAUCCUUUAUCUAGUGCAAGUUCAGGCAUGUUUGUCAAUCUCAGUGCUGUCAUGCUUCGGCUUUGUGAACCAUUUUUAGAUGCAAACUUAACAAAAAAGGAUAAAAUUGAUCCAAAAUAUGUAUUUUAUGGUGACCGUUUGGAAUUAAGAGAGUUGACUGCUCUACAUGCAUCAUCGGAAGAAGUAGCUGAGUGGAUUAACAAAGAUAGACUGGGCCAAACUAAUAGCUCUAAACAGAAUGGUCGUGAUGAUAAUCGCUUUUUACAAUCUCAAGAAGCCACCAGUUCCGGCAGUAAUAUUUCUGGACCUUCAAAAACACAUUCAACAUCAAGUGGUGAAAAGAGCAAGUAUACAUUUAUAUGUGAAUGCUUCUUCAUGACUGCAAGGAUUCUCAAUCUGGGCUUGUUGAAAGCAUUUUCCGACUUUAAACAUUUGGUUCAGGACAUCACAAGAAGUGAAGAUACUCUCAACACUCUUAAAGACAUGCAAGAGCAGGCACCUUCUCCACAAAUGGCGCAGGAUAUAAAACGUCUUGAGAAAGAACUAGAGGUGUAUUCCCAGGAAAAGCUUUGUUAUGAAGCUCAGAUACUAAGGGAUGGGACACUUAUACAGCGAGCCCUUUCUUUCUACCGGUUAUUGGUUGUAUGGUUGGUUGGCAUGGUUGGUGGAUUUAAAAUGCCUCUACCAUCAACUUGUCCUAUGGAAUUUGCAUGUAUGCCUGAGCACUUUGUGGAAGAUGCCAUGGAACUGAUUAUAUUUGCUUCUCGGAUUCCAAAAGCUUUAGAUGGUGUCCCGCUGGAUGAUUUUAUGAACUUUAUUAUCAUGUUCAUGGCCAGUCCAAACUAUAUCAGAAACCCAUAUCUAAGGUCAAAGAUGGUUGAAGUCCUGAACUGCUGGAUGCCCCGUAGAAGUGGUUCAUCUGCUACUGCUAGUCUAUUUGAAGGCCACCAACUGUCUCUUGAGUAUCUUGUGAAAAACCUUUUGAAGCUCUAUGUUGACAUUGAGUUCACUGGUUCUCAUACUCAGUUCUAUGAUAAGUUUAACAUCCGUCAUAAUAUUGCCGAACUUCUUGAGUACCUUUGGCAAGUCCCUAGCCAUCGUAAUGCUUGGAGACAGAUUGCUAAGGAAGAGGAGAAGGGCGUCUAUCUGAAUUUCUUAAACUUCUUAAUAAAUGAUAGCAUCUAUCUUCUUGAUGAAAGUCUUAACAAAAUUCUUGAACUCAAAGAGCUUGAAGCUGAGAUGUCAAAUACUACAGAAUGGGAGCGAAGACCUGCUCAAGAGAGGCAGGAGAGAACUCGGCUAUUCCAUUCUCAAGAGAAUAUUAUCCGUAUCGACAUGAAGCUGGCAAAUGAAGAUGUGAGUAUGCUGGCAUUUACUUCUGAACAGAUUACGGCUCCUUUCCUGCUGCCUGAGAUGGUCGAAAGGGUGGCCAGCAUGCUCAAUUAUUUUCUGUUGCAACUUGUUGGUCCUCAAAGGAAAUCCCUUAGUUUGAAAGAGCCAGAAAAAUAUGAAUUCCGUCCAAAGCAGUUACUUAAGCAGAUUGUUUACAUAUAUGUUCAUUUGGCAAGGGGUGAUACGGAAAAUAUUUUCCCAGCUGCCAUCUCAAAGGAUGGUCGGUCAUAUAAUGAACAGUUGUUUAAUGCUGCAGCUGAUGUCCUACGGAGAAUUGGUGAAAAUGGAAGGGUUAUACAGGAAUUUAUCGAGCUGGGUGCCAAAGCCAAAGUUGCAGCUGCAGAGGCCAUGGAUGCUGAAGCUGCUCUUGGGGAGAUACCAGAUGAAUUCCUUGAUCCAAUCCAAUACACUUUAAUGAAAGAUCCUGUGAUCUUACCUUCUUCAAGAAUCACAGUAGACCGGCCAGUGAUUCAAAGGCAUCUUCUUAGUGAUAGUACUGAUCCUUUCAACCGUUCCCAUCUCACUGUGGACAUGCUGAUACCAGACACUGAAUUGAAAGCAAGAAUUGAGGAGUUCGUCAGGUCCCAAGAAUCAAAGAAGAGGGAAGGCCUAAGCAUCCAGAGCACCAAGGCAACAAUACAACCCACAGUUAGUGAAAUGCUAAUUGAUUAGGACAGCAUUAGGUUUCUGGUUUUGGAAUUAGAGUUUGGAUUCAUGCAUGGGAGGUGGAUAAAUUGCCUCAAAUGAUAAUAUUGGAAGUGGAUUGUAAUUAUUCUAAUGCCAAUCAAUUACAUAUUUAUUCCUAGAUAAAUGAUUAACUAUUUUCCAAAGCUUGUAAAAUUAUGUAAUUUGAUGUAAAAUGCAGCAUCAUAAUCGAUUGGAAUACACUAGGCAAUAUUUAUGCUUUA